Acanthosepion pharaonis is the source of this 1191-nucleotide messenger RNA. The record is from the annotation of a GenBank genome assembly. NCBI's taxonomy places the organism in Eukaryota, Metazoa, Mollusca, Cephalopoda, Sepiida, Sepiidae.
AUGAUUAGUCUGUCGAAAUCAAUUCAAAUAUCUAUCUAUCUAUCUAUUUUAUUUAUUAUUUUAACGGGAUCUAUCUAUCUAUCUAUCUAUCUAUCUAUCUAUCUAUCUAUCUCUCUCUAUCUAUCUAUCUAUCUAUCUAUCUAUCUAUCUAUCUAUCUAUCUCUCUCUCUCUCUCUAUCUAUCUAUCUCUAUAUAUAUAUGUUAUCUAUCUAUCUAUCUAUCUAUCUAUCUCCCAGUCUCUUUACGUGUAUCCCAGUCUGUUCAAAUCAUAUCUAUCUAUCUAUCUAUCUAUCUAUCUAUCUAUCUAUCUAUCUAUCUAUCUAUCUAUCUCUUUUUGUAUCUCAGUCUCUUUACGUGUAUCACAGUCUGUUCAAACCAUAUCUAUCUAUCUAUCUAUCUAUCUAUCUAUCUAUCUAUCUAUCUCUUUUUGUAUCUCAGUCUCUUUACGUGUAUCCCAGUCUUUUCAAAUCAUAUCUAUCUAUCUAUCUAUCUAUCUAUCUAUCUAUCUAUCUAUCUAUCUAUCUCAGGAAAACAAGGGAUAUAAGAUCUAUCUAUCUAUCUAUCUAUCUAUCUAUCUAUCUAUCUAUCUAUCUCUGUUCUUCUUCAUAUCUAUCUAUCUAUCUAUCUAUCUAUCUAUCUAUCUAUCUAUCUAUCUAUCUAUCUCUGUUCUUCUUCAUAUCUAUCUAUCUAUCUAUCUAUCUAUCUAUCUAUCUCUGUUCUUCUUCAUAUCUAUCUAUCUAUCUAUCUAUCUAUCUAUCUAUCUAUCUAUCUAUCUAUCUAUCUAUCUAUCUCUGUUCUUCUUCAUAUCUAUCUAUCUAUCUAUCUAUCUAUCUUAAAUGUACUUACAUACGUUCUUUUUUAAUUACUUAUUCUUUCAUUCGUCGUUUUAUAAAUGCUCAUAUUCGUUUGUUUCAUAAUUGUUCGUUAUUUUAUGGUUGCGUUUAUUCGUUCAUUCGUUGUUUUUUUUCUUAUUCUUUCAUUCGUUGUUUUUUUUUUCUUAUUCUUUCAUUCGUUGUUUUUUUUCUUAUUCUUUCAUUCGUUGUUUUUUUUUCUUAUUCUUUCAUUCGUUGUUUUUUUUCUUAUUCUUUCAUUCGUUGUUUUUUUUCUUAUUCUUUCAUUCGUUGUUUUUUUUCUUAUACUUUCAUUCGUUGUUUUUUAAUUCCGUUUAUUUUUUUGUUCGUUGUUUUAUAA